AUGUUGUUCAAAGCCUCGAUCUUGUUGAUCUUGUUGGCUUUCGUGAAAACAGCACACUUAUCUUCCACAAAAGAUUAUCCGAAUGUGCAGUGCUUGGUCAAAAAAUAUGUUUACAAUCUUGAAUGUCCUACUCCAUUGGAUGUCAAAGAAAUGUGCAAUGAAACCGAAGUGAUGUUAAAGGCUGAUUUUGAGGACGCUCGAAUCUUUGGAGCUCGAGUUGCGGCCAUGCUUUGUGAUGGACAGGAUUCUGAUGAAGUCUUCAAAACUCUCGAAUGCACACAAGAAGGGAAGAAUCGGAAGGAAUUCUUGUGCAAU
Messenger RNA from Mesorhabditis belari, 315 nucleotides. Lineage: Eukaryota; Metazoa; Nematoda; Chromadorea; Rhabditida; Rhabditidae. The record is from the annotation of a GenBank genome assembly.